Molecule: messenger RNA, 1368 nt
Organism: Hemibagrus wyckioides
Lineage: Eukaryota; Metazoa; Chordata; Actinopteri; Siluriformes; Bagridae
Product: sericin-2-like
Exons: 1
Coding region: 126-1262 (378 amino acids)
Source: RefSeq, a predicted model, not a curated record
ACACUCUGUCCAGAACAACAACCAACAACACUCUGUCCAGAGCAACAACCAACACCACUCUGUCCAGAACAACAACCAACAACACUCUGUCCAGAGCAACAACCAACACCACUCUGUCCAGAACAAUGACCAACAACACUCUGUCCAGAACAACGACCAACACCACUCUGUCCAGAACAACGACCAACACCACUCUGUCCAGAAGAACGACCAACAACACUCUGUCCAGAGCAACGACCAACAACACUCUGUCCAGAGCAACGACCAACAGCACUCUGUCCAGAGCAAUGACCAACAGCACUCUGUCCAGAAGAACGACCAACAGCACUCUGUCCAGAGCAACGAGCAACAGCACUCUGUCCAGAGCAACGAGCAACAGCACUCUGUCCAGAGCAACGAGCAACAACACUCUGUCCAGAGCAAUGAGCAACAACACUCUGUCCAGAGCAAUGACCAACAGCACUCUGUCCAGAAGAACGACCAACAGCACUCUGUCCAGAAGAACGAUCAACAGCACUCUGUCCAGAAGAACGACCAACAGCACUCUGUCCAGAAGAACGACCAACAGCACUCUGUCCAGAGCAACGACCAACAGCACUCUGUCCAGAAGAACGAGCAACAGCACUCUGUCCAGAGCAACGAGCAACAACACUCUGUCCAGAAGAACGACCAACAACACUCUGUCCAGAACAACGACCAACAGCACUCUGUCCAGAAGAACGAGCAACAGCACUCUGUCCAGAAGAACGAUCAACAGCACUCUGUCCAGAAGAACGAUCAACAGCACUCUGUCCAGAAGAACGACCAACAGCACUCUGUCCAGAGCAACGACCAACAGCACUCUGUCCAGAAGAACGAUCAACAGCACUCUGUCCAGAAGAACGACCAACAGCACUCUGUCCAGAGCAACGACCAACAGCACUCUGUCCAGAAGAACGAGCAACAACACUCUGUCCAGAACAACGACCAACAGCACUCUGUCCAGAAGAACAAGCAAAAACACUCUGUCCAGAGCAACGACCAACAACACUCUGUCCAGAAGAACGACCAACACCACUCUGUCCAGAAGAACGACCAACACCACUCUGUCCAGAACAACGACCAACAGCAGUCUGUCCAGAACAACGACCAACAGCAGUCUGUCCAGAACAACGACCAACAGCAGUCUGUCCAGAACAACGACCAACAGCAGUCUGUCCAGAACAACAACCAACAACACUCUGUCCAGAACAACAACCAACAAUGUACCCACAAGGUACUGAUCAUUAAGGCAUUAACAAACAAGAAGUCGCUAACAAAACAACAACAACCAACAAUCUCACAAGUAAAGAACAAACCUCUAAUAAGCCAGUGUGCUCUGACACUCCA